AUGCCUACCAACACCUAUUUACUCUUCAACCACAAGCAGGCCUACAAACAACUUUACAACAAACAGCUCUUUAACCCCAAGCAGACCUGCAAACACCUCUUUAACAAACACCUCUUUACCAAAUACCUCUUCAACCCCAGGCAGGCCUACAAACAACUUUACAACAAACACCAAAACUACAAACACCUCUUUAACAAACAUCUCUUUAACCAACACCCUUCAACCCCAGGCAGGCCUACAAACAACUUUACAACAAACACCUCUUUAAUAAACACCUCUUUAACAAACAUCUCUUUAACCAACAGCUCUUCAACCCCAAGCAGGCCUACAAACAACUUUACAACAAACACCUCUUCACCCCCAAGCAGAUUUGCAAACACCUCUUUAACAAAUACCUCUUCAACCCCAGACAGGCCUACAAACAACUUUACAACAAACACCUCUUCAACCCCACGCAGGCCUACCAACAACAUUUUAACAAACAGCUCUUUAACCCCAAGCAGACCUACAAACACCUCUUUAACAAACACCCCUUUAACAAACACCUCUCCAACCCAAAGUAGGCCUCCAAACACCUAUUUAGCAAACAUCUUUUUAACAAACACCACAUUAUCAAAUACCUAUUUAAUCGCAGGCAGACCUUCAAACACCUCAACAAACAUGUCUUUAAACAAUUCACCAGCAAACACUUUACUUGCAAGCACCUCUAUGAACACCUCUUCAACCAACAACAUUUUAACCCAAACACUACCAAAUAUGGCUUCAACUCCUACAAUCUCAUUGUUAACAACAAGCAUUUCUUCCUCCCCAAACACAUCUACAAACACCUUUACAACAAACGACUCCUCAACCUUGAGCACGUUUACAAAUACCUCUGCAAUGCCUGAUAAUGCACGUUUAAUUUUUAACCUGACCUUCAGCAUCAAAGAAACCUUUGAUGCAGCACUGGCCAAUGCAACAUCUCCAGAGUUUGAAGCAAACUCUACAAAUAUCUGUAAUCAGUUUGAACCAACGUUCAGAGAAGCCUUUCCAACAUUUAACAUCAUGAAAAUUUUAAAAUUCAGUAAUGGGUCGACUGUUACAGAAAGCAACCUUUACAUAAAUUCUGAUGGGCAAUAUGUAAAUGUGGACAAAGUAAAAACUGUCUUUCUCAGUGGGCUUAACCGCUUGACCUUUAGCGUUGAUCCAAACUCUGUCAAGGUCACUCAGAUUCUUGGUAAAUCCAUGUCACCACUCCUUGCAAGCUCACUUUCCAUUAUAUGGAUGUCUCUUCUAUCACUUUUACUUUCAGCAGCUUUGUAUGUCUAGCUCAAGAUUAAUAACGCUAUUCUACCGAAGUAAAAACACACUUUUCUUUUAAGCAAAAUCAUUAAUUUAUGUUUUACUUUGAUUGAGUAAUAUUAUGAUAUGGGAAGAAGGGAAAUGCAUUUAUAACCCAAGUUCUAAAAAUCUAAUUAAUUUGCAAAUCACAUAAAUCUAUGUUUUUUACAAUAGAACAUAGAAAAUAUAUGAAAUCUACCUUUUUAAGGAAAAUAAAUAAGGUCACCUAGUCUAUAUACAUUUGGGAACUGAGGAGUGAAAUGUUUUUGAAUGGUGAAAGGUCUGGACUUCAGGCAGGCCAGUUUAGCACCCAGACUCUUCCACUACAAUGCCAUGCUGUUGUAAUAGAUGCAGUAUGUGUAUUAGUAUUGUCUUGCUCACAUAUGGAAAAGCAUUUAUAAAGCUUUUCCAGAUGUGCAAACUGCCCAUUCCAUAGCCAAUAAUGAAUCCCUGUACCAUCAGAGAUGCAGGCUUCUGAACUUCAUGCUAAUAAAAAGAUGAAUGGUCCCUCCCCUCUUUCUUCUUGUUGCUAAUUAACCUCAUUAAAAUAGGAGCAGUCCAAAAUAACUCCAAAAAAAGAUAAUAUAAUCUAUGUACACAAACUAUUCAAGCAAUAUUGCUUCCAUGAUCCUGAGCUGUCUCUUGCUACCACCCCAUUGAGAUCCUAAAUACCCAUGUUUGCUUGCAUACCCCCAAAAUUGCUGACCUCCAAAAAGCAAGAGAAAAGCCAGUGGUCUACUGCCUCUUUAACUGUGAAACUGAUCUCCCAAGUACCACACCCCCACACAGUUGUUUAUAUGUCACAUCACAGAGCAGAUAAUUAUGGGGUAUAUAUUGAAGAACGCACCUCGAGGGAUUUUUGCUUUUCGCUUCUCCUGCUUCUGCUGGAUUUUUCAUUCAGGAGAAAAGGAAUGGCCAUUUUACAGAAGUCUGGAACAGUGCAUCAUUAAGAAUAUUACUAUUUAUUUUUUUUUUUGCAGAGCUUUUACAGCUCUGUCUGGCCAAGAUAUGGAAAACAUAAUUUAGUACACCAUUCAGGCACUUCAAGUACUUAGUUAAGUACAUGCCAGUCAGGUACAUCAUUGCCUACAUAGGUGACAUGCUCAGGGGCCCCAAGGGUGGCAGCUAGAAGAUUGAAUGCCCUCUCAUAAUAUUAACAGAUUACCAAAACUGUAAGUUUACCCUUUCCUACUACCCUGGGUCAAAGAAGGCUACAGUUGAUGCACCCAAACACGCUCAUCAGAUCUACAACAUAUAGACCCAACUCCUCCAGCAUCAUACAUAAUUGGGCCAAUCAAGUAUGAACUGGACCAAACAUAUAACUACUCCAUAAUGAUCCGAUUCAAUCAAAUCAAAUAAUCAGUCUCACCCGGCAAACUCUUCAACCCUUUGAGCCCAACUUAGAGCUGAGACGCAGACCUUCACAGCUACAGUACCAUAUAAUUGAAGGUACCCCACAUCAACUGCCAAAGAAACACAGUCAUUCUGUGUUCAUUAAUUGU
Molecule: messenger RNA, 2822 nt
Organism: Silurus meridionalis
Lineage: Eukaryota; Metazoa; Chordata; Actinopteri; Siluriformes; Siluridae
Exons: 6
Coding region: 1-1308 (435 amino acids)
Source: RefSeq, a predicted model, not a curated record